UGACACCUGUCUUUAGUGUUAAGUGUGUGUGUUUGUGAAAGAGCGAUGUAUGCGGUUUGCAGCGCCUGCGUGUCUUUUGUUUUAGUUCCGUGUGACACUGUCUUUGUACUCGUCUUUGUGGGCGUGCGCAAACUUUCAGGUGACGCACAAAAAAAGAAGGCAGCUGCGCAGAGACGAUGGGCUGAGAGAGGUCAUCCAAGACAAGAUAGCGGAGAAUGAGGACGACCCGCACAAGACACGAGCGCCGAAAACCGUUAAACAAACAGCCACAAUGGAUGAUGACUUUUGGUCCACUCAGCAAUUUUCCAAUCGCCAUCCCCAUCAUCCCGAAAGACCCUCCUUCCACCUGAUACCUGUGAUGGGUCCCCCCCCCCAGGACUUCCCUCAGCAAUUUGGGAGUCAAGAAAAAAUACACGUGACCUCCUUCUUUUCUGCAAGACGGAGCACAAACACCUUCGAGUGGUUGGAGUGCGGCGAGAAAGAGAGAAGCUGCGACGAUGCGGAGGCUGAAUUUUACAGCAGCCCGAACUGGGACGUCAACUCCGGUCAAAAUUUCAACCCUGAUUUACACAAGUGGAGCGAGAGCUGCGGAGAGCUGCAAAAUUGGGAUUUGGGUUCGAGCUGCAAGACCCCAAGCCCAUUGUCGGAGAUGCCCUGGCCGACUCAAAUUGGGACCCGCCAACUUUUACCCUCGCUGAAGUCAGCAACCCAAAAACCGGGCCCGGUUCUAGACACUUUCCCCUUGCAACCGAAACAAAGCAUCCAAGAAUCUCACUGGCCCAUUUGGGGAUCGGGGGCGACCAAAGUAGAGUAUUUUGGACCAGAGAAGUUUUUCAGUCCAAACACUUGCUCGUCGGCCGCGCCGCCCUUCCCGUUCUCUCAGCUGGAAUCCUCAAUGCUCAGUCCUCCCCUCACCCCUUUGCCUCCCCCAUCUCACUCGCCAUGCAUCCAGUCGCACUCGCAGGCGGGAGACGACAACGGGGCGCUCCACUUUUUUGCUUCCAAUCCGCAGCCGCUGCCGUCGCUCAACUCCUUUGGCGUGACGUGGAUGUUUCCCGCCGGGUCAAACGGGACCGCGCAGGGCAACUUGAGAUCUUCAUGCAACAUCCAAGAGCAGCUCCCCUCACUUGGAAAAUCCUCGAUCAACUCACGCAGAGACCCGAAUCACCCACUUCCAAGUCAUGCGACAGGAAGUGCCGCUCACUAUUGGAAAAGCCAAACCUACACCGGAACUCCAUUUCCCAGCCUCCUUCACGCUAAUGUGGAAAAAAGAGAUCACUAUACACCUCGACCCCUCCUCAACCCGGCUCGGGAAGGGACAGGCCUUUACUCCUCCUUCUCCUCCAUUCAGCAAAGAGAGCAGGAUGAUCAUGCUACUGAAGCAAAGAUCAACAUCGGCAAUGAUUGCCAAGCAGAGCCCCCCCCUCUCAGAUUCGGUGCCGUGGCGUCGAAAGGAACCUGGGAACAGUCUCUGUGGAAGCCACGGGAGAAGAUCACGGAGAAUCGCAAGGCGCAGGAGCAAGUGGAAAAGCUGCUGUUACUGAGUAACUCCAGUUGCCUACCAGGAGGGGGCAGCAACGUCGAGCUGGCGCUGCACUCUCUGCACGCCUGUCAGGGAGACGUCAUGGCCGCACUGGAGAUGCUACUGCUAACAGGGACAUUACCGACCGAGGACUACCACUAUGCUGGUAGCGACGCUUGGAGCGAGAGCGAAAAGAGCACCUUCAACGUAGCCCUGAACACUCAUGGAAAAAACUUUUCGCUCAUACACAAAUUGGUGAAGACAAAAACAGUGAAGCAGUGCGUGGAGUUUUAUUACCUGGUCAAUAAAAGCCAAGCUAAGCUGCACAAAAAAAAAAAGCUGAAUAUUUGUGAUGAGAAGGGCGGCGAGUCAGAGCAACACCAGAGUCAAAUUGAAAUCCCCGCCUCGCUGCCAACAGAGACACAGCCUGGACUGGAAGAGGCGGAUGCCGCAACGCCAUUGGCUGGCUCCUACCCUUGCACAAAGUGCGGCAAAAUAUUCACCAAGGUCAAGUCUCGCAACGCUCACAUGAAAAUCCACCGAAAGUCUCUCAAGGACGGGCCCAACAAGAUCCAAAUGGCUCCUGUGGUUGACUCGGCAGCCAACGACUUCUACCGUCCAUGCGCUUAUAAAGUCAAUCCUGGUUACUUUGCUUUGAACGGCGCCGGCCUGCCCGGAGCGUCCUCCUACACCGGUGGCCCGAACACUGACGUAAGCCCCAUCGUUGACGCCGAUGGCUCAAAACAAAGAGAACAACCCGCUUACGCCUCCAUUUUUAACCAAUCGUGGCACUCCUUUGAAGAGUUUGAAACGCAGGCUUACGCACCUUGAAUCAAAGUUGCCCGAUUUUUGAAAAAUCUAAAAAGCGACGUCACAUCUCAAUGUUUUCUCGCUUCGAGAUGUUCACGAUGCGAGCUAGAAAUCGAAAAUUAUUGUCGGUCUGAGGUUUGUUUCAUAUAAAUUCAAAAUGGACACUUUGUUUAAAAUGACAUUGUUUUGUUUCAAGUUGUUUCGGUAUUAUUCUGCCACCAUACAAGUCGUCUUUUGAAUUUGUAUUGUUUGGAUCUUUGGAUGUCAGAAUUGGCUGCUAAAUACAGAUUUUUUUUAUCUCCUU
Molecule: messenger RNA, 2636 nt
Organism: Syngnathus typhle (broad-nosed pipefish)
Lineage: Eukaryota; Metazoa; Chordata; Actinopteri; Syngnathiformes; Syngnathidae
Product: zinc finger protein 541-like
Exons: 11
Coding region: 272-2353 (693 amino acids)
Biological process (GO): regulation of transcription by RNA polymerase II; negative regulation of DNA-templated transcription
Cellular component (GO): transcription regulator complex; histone deacetylase complex
Molecular function (GO): transcription corepressor activity
Source: RefSeq, a predicted model, not a curated record